Molecule: messenger RNA, 1656 nt
Organism: Eucalyptus grandis
Lineage: Eukaryota; Viridiplantae; Streptophyta; Magnoliopsida; Myrtales; Myrtaceae
Product: DELLA protein GAI1
Exons: 2
Coding region: 1-1656 (551 amino acids)
Biological process (GO): regulation of DNA-templated transcription
Cellular component (GO): nucleus
Molecular function (GO): sequence-specific DNA binding; DNA-binding transcription factor activity
Source: RefSeq, a predicted model, not a curated record
AUGGCAAGUUCAGCGUCUGAUUCUGCAGAAUACAGCUUUUCUGGAGUCGAGGACAGAUUGAGUUCAUCAAGCCGAAGCUAUGGAAGAAUCAUCGCAGGAGAAGGAUUGCAAGUCCCUUUUUCCAAAGCCGAGGAUUGGGGAGAGUCUGGGGACAUCAGCUCUUUUUCCGUCUAUGGAAUUCAUCACAGUGACUUGACAAGGAAGCAAGCUCUCUUUUCAGAGAAUCAGCAGCAAGAGCAGCUACAACAAUCUUUUUCGGAUUAUGGGCGCCUCGAUAAUCUGCGAUGUGAUGCUCCCUCUCUGCCAGUCCAAACUUGUCUAGACGAAAUCAAUAAGUUCGCUAGAAUGUCAACCAAGUUGCAAGAUAUCGAUGAGGCUAGGAAGGACAAGCCAUUCCAGAUUUCUAUAUCAUCGCUCGAACUUCUGAGGAAUGAUGGAUGCAAAUUUAAACGAACGGCCAGGGAUGGGGUACUCGAGCCACACACUGAGCACAGAAAGGCAGAGCUGUCAACUUCUGAAACCAUGAGGAUUGCUAGCGCCAAAUAUAUCCAGUCAUCUUCUGGGGCAGGUGAUGAUCUUGCGUUGCCAGGAUACUUCUCUUGCUUAUCGGAAGAUAAGAUAAGGAACGUGCGACUUGCUGAGAUCCUCCUAGCUGCUGCUGACAAAGUGGGAUGUCAGCAGUUUAAUGCGGCAAGCGCCUGGCUUGACCAGUGUGAUGAGUUGUGCUGCAGCACAGGAAAUCCGGUGGAACGGGUCGUGUACUAUUUUUCUGAAGCACUUAGGGAGAAGAUUGAUCGGAAAACGGGGAGAAUCAGUAUAAAGGGCCUGGGAAAGAGGAUGACCCUCGAUGUCGAAGAAGAAAGCAUGAGGCCGAGCCCUCCUAUCAUCGCAUAUCACCAACUAGUCCCGUUCUCUCAGAUCCAGCAAUUCUCCGCAAUACAGACCAUCGUGGAGAACGUGGCUGGCGCUAAGAAAGUUCAUGUGCUUGACUUCGGAAUACGGAGCGGCAUCCAAUGGACUGUCCUAAUGCAAGCCCUCGUGGCUCAACGUGAACACUCCCUUGAGUUGUUGAAGAUAACAGCAAUAGACAUGCUAGAACCCAAGGAAGAUCUUUUUUAUCUGGACGAGGACGAAUCCAUUGUCGUCUAUGCACAGUUCCUCCUUAAAACGAUGAUUUCUCAGCCCGAGAGGCUUGAGUCCAUCAUGAAAGUGAUUAAAAAGUUAAACCCAUGUGUGAUGGUGGUUGUUGAAGUAGAUUCAAACCACAACUCACCAGAUUUCUCAAAUCGGUUUGCCGAAGUGCUUUUCUUCUAUAGUGCGUACUUUGACUGUCUUAAAGAGUGUAUGGAACGAGCUGAUGAGAACAGAACAUUCCUCGAAUCUAUGUACUUUGGCCAAGCAAUUAGGACCACACUGGCUGAUGAAGGAGAGGAAAGGUCUAUCCGGAGCGUAAAAAUUGAUGUCUGGAGGGCUUUCUUCAGUCGGUUUGGAAUGGUCGAGGUAGAUUUGGGCAUGGCAUCACUAUAUCAAGCAGAUUUGAUGGCAAAGAAAUUUCCAAGUGGAAGUUCUUGCACGCUUGGCAUGAAUGGAAAAUGCCUGAUUAUGGGGUGGAAGGGCACGCCUCUUUUUUCUCUUUCAGCUUGGAGAUUCAAAUAA